Microthlaspi erraticum is the source of this 807-nucleotide messenger RNA. The record is from the annotation of a GenBank genome assembly. NCBI's taxonomy places the organism in Eukaryota, Viridiplantae, Streptophyta, Magnoliopsida, Brassicales, Brassicaceae.
AUGGACAUCAUGUCUUACCAAAAUCAAGCAGAGGAUCUUGUUAAGCACUAUUUAUUAGCAGAUCAGUUUCUUCCAUAUACCUCUGUUCUUGCUGGAAUCUUCCUCUGCAAAAUGGUCUAUGAUCUUACGGAGCUAUUCAGCUCAAUUCAUAUUAAAUCAUAUUCAGCUCUUACCAAAAUGAAGAGAGUUGAAUGGAACAAUAGGGGAAUUUCUACAGUCCAUGCGUUCUUUAUCUCAUUCAUGGCAAUCUACUUUGUGUUCUUCUCUGAUUUGUUUUCUGACCAAACAAGGCUUCAAGGCCUUAUGGUGUUUCGUAGCUCUCCUCUCUCUAAUUUUGGUUUAGGAGUAUCAGUUGGUUACUUUCUCUCGGAUCUUGGAAUGAUCUUUUGGUUAUACCCUUCUUUAGGAGGAUCAGAAUAUAUUUUCCAUCACUGCUUAUCCGGAAUGGGAGUAGCGUAUUCUCUGUUCUCCAAAGAGGCUCAGUUUUACGCAUACAUGGUUUUGAUCUCUGAAUUGACUACACCAGAGGUCAAUCUUAGAUGGUACCUUGACAUUUCUGGUUUGAAGCGAUCUAAAGCUUAUCUUAUUAAUGGUGUUGCCAUCUUCUUGGCUUGGUUGACGGCAAGAAUCCUUCUGUUCAUCUACAUGUUUUACCAUGUCUACAUACACUAUGAUCAGGUGGUACUGAUGCACACGUUCGGUUAUCUGCUGGUUUUCGUUGUACCGAUUGCAUUGAGUGUAAUGAACUUGAUGUGGUUUGGUAAGAUAGUGAAGGGAUUGAAGAAAACUCUUGAGAAAAGACAGUGA